GAAAGUGCUCUGGACUAAGUGAAAGUGCAAGUGAAAGUGCGGGCUAUACACAAAUAGAGAAUAGGAUAUACGUCUUCAGGAUGCGUUUGUUGUGUUUAACGCUGCUGCUGCUAGGCGGCGCAUUGUGCAGCGCCCAGGAUGCACAGCCGGGUGCCACCGUGGUCAGUGGCCCCGAGGCAGCUGCUGCCGUCGAUAGCUUGACCCAGAGCGACGCCAAGGACGAUGCGACAAAUGCCACCACUGCGCCGGCUAGGCUGCAGAUACCCACCCAAGAUCAGCUUCUCGCCCAGAUGCCACCCGUACAGCUACCUCGCAGUGGCAUUCCCUCAGUGGACGCAUUCUAUUUCAUGUUCCCAGCCUUGAGCAGCCUUUUGCGUUGGGGCAGCCUCUUUCCGGCGCAGACUCUGCUCGGCGCCAUGCCGGACAAUCUGCAGGCAUCGCCCUCCAAGGUGGUGCUGGUCCUAGCCGACGAUGCGAAUGCUCACAAGUCACGUGUAACGCGUCAGGAUGCAGCCCCAGCUGCUCCUGCACCACCUGCACCACCUGCCGCGCCAGGAGCUGCUAUGUUGCAGCAAAUGCAGCAGAUGCUUGGCCAGAUGCCGCCGCCGAAUCUUGCCCAGAUUGUCCCGCCGAAUCUUGCCCAGAUGAUGCCCCGACCCCCAGCCGGCUGGCUGCCGGAUGGCUUCAGCCUGGGCCAAAUGCCCCCACUGCCGGAUAACUUCAAUCUCGGCCAGAUGCCGCCAAUGCCCGAUGCCUUCAAUCUAGGCCAGAUGGCGCCCGUUAUGCAGAACUUUGGACUGCCCUCACUCGACGGCCUGCUCGGCCAGGCACCCGCUACGACCACGACCACACCAGCUCCACCCGCAGCCACGCCCGCGGAUGAGCCGGCAGCCCCGGCGCCGGCACCCGCUGGCCCAACGCUUGGCCAGGCUCCGCCUCAGGGAUUCGGAGCGUUCUUCGAUGGCAGCAACAAUCUGUUGGGCAGCGCAUUGAGCGGCAUACCCGGAGCCCCGACACCGGACUCGUUCAUGGCCGGACUACGUCAGUUCUUGCCGGGCAGCAGUGGCCAGGCGUCGGACAUAUCGGAGGUGCGCGUGAAGCCGGACAGCCACGACAGCAUCAACUAUCGGGCGCCACAGCAGACGCAGGCGCAGCUGGCUCAGCUGAAGAUCAAGUCAGCGCUGCAGAUGGAGCAGGAGAAGCAGCAAGUGCCGUUGCUCUGGUUCCGCAUGCCCAGCAAGCAGGAGACCGAGGAGGAGCAGGGCAAUGCCAAGACCACGGAUCGUGCUCAAAUCGAGUCCAAGCUGGAGGCCUUCGAGCGCCAGGUAAUCGAGGAGCUGCAGCAGCUGCAGCAGAUCGAGCGGCUGGCACGCGAGAUGCGCGCCCAUGCCCAAGGCGAGACGGCAAGGAACGGCGCCUCCUACAAGCUGCGCUACCCCCUGAGCCGCACGCCAGUCCACAAGAUCACCCGAGCCGACAUUGAGCGCGCCCUACGCGACGACUAUGUGCGCCGCCUGCUCAACAGGGAGAUGCAGCGCCGAACCUAUACCAAGCGCCAGAUUAUGACUGGAGAGCAGCCGCAGACCCUAUCCAAGGAGGACAUAGUCAAGGUAAUGGCCUAUGCCUACCGCAUGGCCGCUGAGAAUGCCGAACGCAAGGCCAAGGAGCAACAGCAGUCGCAGCAGAUGCUGCAGCAGAUGCAGCAACAGAGUCCCAUGAUGAUGCGUCAAUGGGCGGAGGACGAGGCUAAGGCUAAGGCUAAGGAGCAGCAGCGCCAAUGGAUGCAGGAGCAGAGCAUGCCGCAGCAAGAAAACGCCCAAAUGAUGAGACAGUGGGCGGAGAGCCAGGCUAAGGGUGCCGAGAUGAUGCGACAGUGGACGGAGGAGCAGGCCAAGGCACAGCAGGCUCAGCAGGCCCAGCAGCAGCAGCAGCAGAUGCGUCAGUGGAGCGAGGAUCAAGCAAAGGCGCAGCAGGCGAAGCAGCAGGAGAUGCGUCAAUGGAGCGAGGAUCAAGCAAAGGCGCAGGAGGCACAGCAGCAGAUGCGUCAGUGGAGCGAGGAUCAAGCAAAGGCGCAGGAGGCUAAGCAGCAGGAGGCACAGCAGCAGAUGCGUCAAUGGGCGGACGAUCAGGCUAAAGCCCAAAACAUACAGCAGCAGCAGGGUCCUAUGGUCAUGCAGCAACAGAAUACGCCAAUGAUGCGUCAGUUUAUGGUGGCGCAGGGAGCACCUCAGCAAUUCCAAAUACCCAUGACGAUGCCGCCGCAGGGACACAUGAUGAUGCGACAGUGGACAGAGGCCCAGACCCAGGAGCAGCAGCAGCGCCAGUGGAUGGAACAGCAGGCAAAGGCGCAGCAGGAUAUGCAGCAGCGUGCGUGGUCGGAGGAUCAGGCUAAGCCGCAGAGGGAACAGGACUCGGCGCUCCAGGCACCCAUGAUUGCGCAGCAACAGAUGAUGCGGCAAUCCGCCGAGGAUCAGGCCAAGGCACAGCAGCAGCAGCAGCAGCAGCAGCAGGAGCAACAGCGUCAAUGGGCCGAGGGUCAAGCCAAGGCACAGCAGGAUAUGCAGCAGCGUCAGUGGACCGAGGAACAGGUGAAGGCACAGGAGAAGCAAGCCUCCGAGAAGAGCAUGAAUCAGGCAGCCGAGCGUCAGUGGGCGGCUGAGAAGAUGCUGGCUAUGCAGCAGCAGCAACAGCAGCAGCAGCAGCAGAUGGAUCAGCAGCAAAUGGAACAACAACAGCCGCAAAUGGAUGCCGAUGGAAUGCUGGGAGAGGCGAAACCGCAAAUGCCCGAAAACGCUGGCCAGGCACGACACAAAGUGGAUAUACUUGGCCUGGGUGGGGAUCACCGCAAGAAAUCCAAGUCCAAGUCGGCGCCCACCAUCAUCAACUACUACCACAAUACGCCGCCAGCUAGCUACGCGCCGGCCUACGGUCCAAGCUACGGACAUGUGCAUAGACCCAGCUACGGCACCAGCUACGGCGGUGGCGGCUACGGCGGAGGCGGCUAUGGCGGUGGCGGUUACGGCGGUGGCGGCUACGGCUCCAAUGCAUAUGGUGGGUAUCGGGCGGCUGUUGGUAACGACGAGAUCGACUCCAUGCUGCGCCAGCAUAACACCAUGAUGGCAAUAAAACCCAACGAGCAGAAGGAGCGGCAGGAUGACCAGAUGACCACCACCACUAUCACCACCACGAACAACAAUAACAACAACAACAACAACAACUACACCAGCUCGGGCACGCCCCCAUCCCUGCCGAACGGCGAUCAUCGCAUAGAGAAAAGUCCAUCAACAGCAUCCACAUCAACAUCAACAUCCACAUCAGCAUCAGCAUCCACAUCAGCAUCAGCAUCCACAUCGAAUGUUAACGAAACUGUUGGCUCCACAAUUGGCUACAAAGAGAGCCUGCUCCGUCCGUAUAUGGGUCUGCUGCCCGUGGCCCAGCCGAACGAUCCCUGGAACCAGAAGCCGUACGAUCCACACUAUCCUCUGUACAGCGGCGGCGGCAGCUAUGAGGCGUAUCUGAGACCACGACGAGAUACGCACAUCAUGGCGCGCACGCAGCAGCUGCUCACGCCCGGCAUGCUGGAGCGCCUCCUGCGCAUUAAAGCGGAGUUUCAGCGUCGGUUUCCCCAUCUCUAUCAGGGCAUGCUCAAUCAUCAUACGAAUCAGACGCGUGUGGUUGUCAAGCCGCCGCUUUUGGUGCGCCUGUCCAGCAGCAGAAGCAAGGGAAAGGAUGAGCCUGUCUAUGAGCUUGGCGCCGCCGAGCGUGGCCUCUUUGACGAGACGGAGGAGGAACGGGAGUCGGAGGAGCAGGAGCUGGACAAUGCAAUGCGAACGACCACAGAGAAGAACAAGAAAAACCGACGCAUCGCCAAGAAGGACGAUCUUGAUGACGAGGUGGACUACUUUCAUUUCGAGGAUGACGAUGACGAUGUCGCUAACGAUAACGAUAACGAUAACGAUGAUGAUAACGAUACUGAUAUUAUUGAUGAUUAGCUAAAAGUUAUUUGAAUUAUGUAUGUACACCCAAUUAAAAGAAGCACUUUACAAAAAUGUAGAAAAU
Messenger RNA from Drosophila navojoa, 4059 nucleotides. RefSeq names its product defective chorion (gene dec). Gene Ontology annotation, biological process: chorion-containing eggshell formation. NCBI's taxonomy places the organism in Eukaryota, Metazoa, Arthropoda, Insecta, Diptera, Drosophilidae. Gene Ontology annotation, molecular function: structural constituent of egg chorion. The record is from RefSeq and is a predicted model, not a curated record. Gene Ontology annotation, cellular component: egg chorion; extracellular region.